AUGAAUUUGGCGUCUGCAUAUACCGUAAUUUCUAACGCUGAUGAAUCUAACUCGAACUUUCAACUAUUUGAAAACGCUGGGGGUGAAUAUAAUGAAAACUGCUUGCCGCUUUAUUGGGAGAAUUUAAACGUGCAUGCAUUAAUUAAAAAAGACAGGUGGUUGCGUUCUAGCAUUACAUCAAGAAAACAAUUGUUAAACAAUGUCGAAGGAUACAUACCACCAUGUUCACUUGUAGCCAUUAUGGGACCAAGUGGCGCGGGAAAAAGUACUUUGAUGGCUGCUCUGGCUAACAAACUUCCAGCUGAGAUACAACUCGAAGGAAGUGUGAAAAUAGGAAAUUUACCAGUAAAUAAUUUUAACAAUCAUAAUUUUGGAUACAUGUACCAACACGAUUUAUUUUGUGGGGUGUUCACCGUCAAAGAACACCUUAACUUCAUGGCCAAAUUAAAAAUGGACAGAAGAACAACGGAAAACAAUUUAAAAGCAAGAGUUUCAGCGAUUAUUGAAGAAUUAGGUCUAAAUCAAUGCGCAAAUACUAGAAUUGGGGCUGUAGGAGAAAACGGAAAGAUAACAUUGUCUGGCGGCGAGAGAAAAAUCGUAUCAUUUGCAACUGAACUUCUUACUGACCCAUCAUUUUUAUUUUGUGACGAACCUACGACCGGGUUAGAUUCAUACAGUGCUCAAAAAGUUGUGAACAUAAUGCAGCGAUUGGUGUCCAGCCAAGGGAAAACUGUAAUUUGUAUCAUUCAUCAACCUAGUUCUGAACUUUUAAGUAUAUUUCAUCAGUUGAUACUAGUUGCCGAUGGAAGAAUUGCUUAUUCUGGGCCACCUAACCAAGCCAUUUCAUUUUUUGAAAGUGUUGGUUUUCGCUGUCCUGAGAAUUACAACUCUGCAGAUUUUAUUAUGAAAAUGUUGUCAGACAAAAAUAAAUCUGUAAACUCAGUUUGUGAUGAAUUUGCAGUUAGUAAACAUUCAGAAUUAAUAAGAAAUGCAAUUUCGAAUGAAAUAUACUAUGAUUCAUCAAGUUUAUCAGUAUUUUGUAAUCACUUAUCGCCAUUUUGGCCGGUGAAACUGUACCACCUGACAAGACGAUAUUUUCUGGAGAAAGUCCGCGACCCCACCAUCGACAUCCAUAGAAUAUUGCAAAAAGUCGGAAUCGCUGUUAUGGUCGGUCUAUGUUACUUAGGCACGGUGCAACAAACCCAAGUUGGCAUCCAGUCGUUUCAGGGUGUAUUUUUCAUGUUAAUAACUGAAAAUUUUUUUACACCAAUGUACUCAGUAAUGAACCAACUGCCUGCAAAAUUGCCCCUGUUUAGGAGGGAAUAUACUUCUGGCCUGUAUGACGCUCCGACAUUCUAUAUCGCCAACAUAAUAUCCUUCAUCCCCACGAUGAUCAUCGAGCCCACGAUAUUCACGAUAAUCAUUUACUGUAUGGCAGGUUUGCAAAAUGAUCUGUUUGUAUUUUUUCUCACGGUAAUCAUCACGAUUCUCGAAAUGGCUGUGUCCACUGCUUGUGGUUACAUGUUCAAUAAUAUUUUUGGAUCUUUAUCGUUGGCGUUAACUUUUGUUCAACCAUUUGACAAUGUUAUCAUGAUCUUGUCUGGAAUAUUUGUGAACAUCAGGAGUAUACCAUGGUAUCUGCACUGGUUAGUAUCAAUAUCUUGGUUUGAGCUUGGAUUCGAAGCGCUUACUAUUCUUCACUGGAAAAACGUGACUUACAUAGCUUGUAGCGAAGAUCUUGACGUACCAUGCCUGAUGAACGGCAAUGAAGUUUUGGAUCAGUAUGAAUUCACAGAAUCCAACCUAAUGCCACAUAUUUAUUCUAUGGUUUGGAUUUUUAUUGGCUUCCAUGCAAUAUCUUUUGUUUGCUUUGUGACUAGAGCUCGUUGGAACAAGUUGUCUUAAGAUGAGAAGUUAAAUAUUUCUUUUUAAUAUAAAAUUUUUUUACAUAAAACAAUAAAGUGCAUUAUUUUAAGCACAUUUUAUUUUUAUAAACUCGUUUGUACUGUUUUUUACUAGUUUUUAAUUUGAAUAUUGUGUUGUAAAAUGAAGAAGCUGCAGUUUAACCUCUUAUUAUAUAAUUUUAAAUCCAAGUAUAGAUAUAUAUAUACAUAUAUAGGGAGGGAUUAUCAUUUACGAAGGGUCAGUUUUGCCUCUCUUGUUCAGGUUUUUAUUUUGACUGUUGCGACAUUUUUAUAGGUGGGAACCAUAGUCCGUUCAUUUUCUCACAUACCGCCACACUGAGUCCCUCACCCUUUUUAGCUUAGAUAUUACGUGCGUUGUGCGUACACGCGAGUGCAGCUGCUUCGUCGAUUUUACUAACAAUCGAAUCUUAGUCCUCGUACUAAUUUUUUUUUUCAAGAGCAGGGUCAAAUAAUAUAUAUAUAUUAUACACUUAUAUAAGGACGUGUAUUUUUAUUUCCUUUAGCGAAUAUUUGAAAUAAUUUUUUUAUGCAUGGAAUAAUGGCAAUACUUCAAACAGAAUAUUACACAUAAUAUAUUAAAAAUAAAUAGAGUUAUUUAGUAACUAAAUACUACUAUAUACUCGUAG
Sipha flava (yellow sugarcane aphid) is the source of this 2551-nucleotide messenger RNA. RefSeq names its product protein scarlet-like. The record is from RefSeq and is a predicted model, not a curated record. The transcript has 16 exons. Gene Ontology annotation, cellular component: plasma membrane. NCBI's taxonomy places the organism in Eukaryota, Metazoa, Arthropoda, Insecta, Hemiptera, Aphididae. The coding region runs from base 1 to 1905 and encodes 634 amino acids. Gene Ontology annotation, molecular function: ATP hydrolysis activity; ABC-type transporter activity; ATP binding.